Messenger RNA from Gambusia affinis (western mosquitofish), 6899 nucleotides. RefSeq names its product family with sequence similarity 168 member A (gene fam168a). NCBI's taxonomy places the organism in Eukaryota, Metazoa, Chordata, Actinopteri, Cyprinodontiformes, Poeciliidae. The record is from RefSeq and is a predicted model, not a curated record. The transcript is spliced from 8 exons. The coding region runs from base 307 to 999 and encodes 230 amino acids. Gene Ontology annotation, biological process: positive regulation of base-excision repair.
GGGUCAUGCCCCCUCCUCUCUCCUCGCAUCCCUGCAUCCCUCCGUCCCUCCCUCGCCCGCCUCUCUCCCUCCCGGCAGUGCAUCCCCAUCCCCCACACACGGUGGCCGUCUCUCCGGGUGAAAGCUGUCUUCCCAACGCUACUGGCCCGACAAAAACGUUGCUGUAGCAGAGCCAGUCCGCAGCGAUUCGAAGCUCAGCAGACCCACAAGAGAAAGAAACACACACCGAGAGUCUUUUACUGUUCAACCGAGUGGUUUUGAUUUGCAUAUCCACUUCCACUCCUCCCUCAUUUGCAUACAGCAAGAAUGGCGAGCGGGCAUCCCACAGACAAAUUCAGUUUCAUGUAUCAACCAGACACGCACAAGAGGUUAUCUUCAGCCAUGAAUCCAGUCUACAGUCCUGUUCAGCCUGGCACUCCUUAUGGAAACCCCAAGAACAUGGCCUUCACAGCCUAUCCAGGAGGGUAUCCAGCCACAGCUCCCACCUACACUCCGAACCUCUAUCAAACAGGCAGUCCUGGGUAUCCACCAGGAUACACCCCAGCAGGAACCCCAUACAAAGUGCCCCCAACUCAGUCAAAUGGAGCACCGCCUCCCUAUACCCCCACUCCCACCCCAUACCCCACAGCUAUGUACCCCAUCCGCAGUGCCUACCCUCAGCAGAACAUUUACGCACAGGGAGCAUACUACACCCAACCAGUGUACGCGGCCCAGCCACAUGUGAUCCAUCACACCACUGUGGUGCAGCCCAACAGCAUCCCCUCCACAGCCCUCUACCCUGCCCCAGUCCCUGUUCCUGCCCCUCGCAACAACGGCAUGCCUACCAUGGGGAUGGUAGCCGGGACAACCAUGGCCAUGAGCGCAGGUAGAACCAAUAUUCUCUGGGGGACUCUGCUGACAACACCCCAGCACCCACCAAUCGGAGCACACCCAGUUACUGUGCCAACCUACAGGCCCCAAGGGACCCCCGGUUACAGCUACGUACCGCCUCACUGGUAGAGCCCACCCAUCAUAUCUGGAGUCCACCAUCGUAUGCAACUGCUCAAAUGUUACACGAGCUCCCAGCGGUAACCACGAGAACUCGGCACCUGUCUGCAAGAUCAAAACUAAAGUGCAACAGCCACUUUACUAUUAUUAUUAUGCGACAUUCUCUAAUGUUUUUACAAAGGCUGCUUUUGUUUUUAUUAUUCUCUCUUCUGUUUAUUUGCCAACCAGUCAUUACGGUCUUAUUUUAUUUCCUCUCGAUUGUUUAGUUUGAAUUCCUCUAUUUUUUUUUUUUUUUUUUUCCGUGUCUUUCAUUGGAACUCCAGAAAGGACUCUCGACCAAUCGCAGGUGUCGGUCGGUCGCUCCUGUUUUUAUGUUGUGCUGGUGUGUGUGCUCCCCGCCUGCUGCUGCCGCUGCUGCUCAGUUUGCUGGAAAAUAUUGGACAUCAUCAUCAUCAAAGACUAUUGACUAAUGCUGCCAAAUUUUCUAACAACUAGAUAUCAGCACAGGGUUUUAACAUCAUCAGAUAAUUUUUUUUUUCCUGCUUUUAAGGGGGGGGUAAUAAUAUUUUUAAAUGUCCUUUACACUACCAACCUCAAUUGCUUCACCUUUUAUUUUUUCCCGCCUUCCUCUUCAUCCCUAUUUUUUUUGCCUGAUUAUGUUUCAUUCUCAGUCCGAUCUCACUUGUCUUCCAACGCGUAGUAGCUGUGUGUCCGUCAUCCCUUCUGCCACAUUAGUCGGUGCUGUGAGCACUUACAGAUCACGACCCGUCGUGUUUUCGCAUUAACGCUGUACCUAGUACACACUAACGAAUAGAUUCGCCGACUUCAUGCUACACUCUAUGCAGGCUGGUAUGGUGGGACACUAUUGGAAUCUUAAUCUAGCUAGUUCGGGUCACAACAGUGACUCUUUAGCCUGCGGGUUUUUGCGUUUAAACUAAUUUAGGGGUUUUAGGGAUUACACUUAAACACACUCACACUUAGUGGCACUUACUGGACAGUACCUCCAGUUGUAAAACACACAAAAAGAAGCAUAGCUAUCUGGUAGAAACUGCCAGCCCAGAAUGAGUUUAAAGAGAUUGUGGUGGCGGAGGGAGGGUUGUAACACAUUGAAAGGCAGGCGAACAAUUUCAAAGUAAAAGACAUUUAAGUGUGUGACGUUUCUCCUUUAAAGGCUGACGGCACGUUGUGGCUAUUUUUGUACUCUACAUGGAUUUUCUGUCUUCUCCUCUGGCUGUGAUCGUGCUAUCUCCUUCCACUUCCCAGGCGAGGACUAAUAAACAAACACACGACAGCUGAGGCAAAUUUAAUGAAGGCCCAAUAAAGUGAACGCACUUCAGCGUCAUCCACUGCUGCUGAGUGAUGGGGAAACUUUUGCAGGUCUAACAGGAAACGCAACGCGCCGACUGUUGUGAGUUUUGUUUCUUCCUUGUUUGUCCUCGUCUGGGGAAGAUUUGUGUUGAAGGUUGAAGACUGAUUGUGGGGUUUUAAUACUUAGAUAAGGCCAGUGGCAUUUUUUAGGAUUUACUCUGAGGAAAAUAAAUCCCACUAGCAUCUAGGCAUAGGCCGGUUCCCUGCAUCUAAGUGUAACCGGUGUUUGAAACCGCUAAAGUUUCCUGUCGUACCGUUCGUAAGGUGUAAAGUUUUUUUAAUGAGAUGCAAGAGAAAGUGGCAGAGUGCCCAGGGUUUCUCUCUGACUGCAUGAAGUCCCUUCCCCAGGUGAGGCUGUGCACUGCUGGCCAGCUGGCUGAAAGGAACCUGCUAAAUCUCAUAGGCUGUCUUGAUUACAAAAUGACUAAGUUGGCCAGGGAUAUUUUUAGAACAGAGCUGUACAAUUUAGUGAAAAGAUUAAAUUGCAACAUUAAUGUUAAGCAUUAGGAUGAUAAUGAUUGCAACUAAAUCACAUUUUUGUUUCUCUUUGGGUUUUUUUUUUUUAUAUACCUUUAUGAGAUUUGUAUCAGGUGUGGGCAUAAAAGGCGGCAAAAGUUUAUCCAGCUGCCCACAUAGCAUUGGCAACAGUUUUGAAACAUCGCCGCAUACCAAAUACUCCAAUUCACUAUUUUGUGUAGCCCUAUUUUGAAUAUUUCAUGUUGCAAGCACUUGAAAGCAUUUCCUGAAAUAUAGCUGUUCUCAACUCAGUUUGCGAGCGUUAAAGUUUAUAAAUCUAGUAAUCAAUAUGUAAUUUUAAUAGCAGAAGGAAUAACUUGCGACAUAUUUUAAAUGAAAGCAAUGAUGCCACGUUUUAAUUUCAAGUUUUUGUCAAAAUUCAGAAACUUUUUAUUUUUAUUUUCUAUUUUUCUUUUAACUCGACGUUAUCAUACAAUCAGGAUCUUGUGCCGGCCCACGCCUACUCACAUCCUAACGCUGAGAUCUGUACAGUGCAGGUCGGUAUUACAAGAAGCAUUUACUGCUGGUGUGUGGAUGUAGUGGUCUGAUUAUUGCAAUAAAUUAAGGGGCGUGCACCUCCAUCUGUUGACACAAAGUAAUUAUUUUGACAGCCUUUUUGAGUUUGUUUAAAAAAUAAAAAUCGUGAUAUCCAAGUAGGGAGUUGAGGCUGCUCGCGCUGCCAACGUUCAAUAAGUAAUACUGCAAAGAAGUCAAGAACAUAUCAGAACUCUGGGGUAUUGAAUAACAUUGCAAGGAAUUAUUGCACAACAUAAGAUAAAGGAAAAAAAAAAAACUUGACUAUACUAUAAUUUAAUGCUAAGUAACAGGUACUUAGGCUUUGUAGUGCAAAAAAGGAUGAAAAAGCAAUUUAUAUCAUAAUUAAAACAAUAAGGUGGAGUGUUUGAAUUAUUAUUAGUCAAGAUGUUUGUACACUAGUAGGUUAAUUCUUAAGACGAUAUUGCAUAAUGCCGCUGUCGGAGGAAAAUAAAAAAUUUCGCUGAAUAUCUGGUGGAUAAUGUUGGAGUUUCGACCGUGACCAGAUCCUGUAUAUUUAAAAUUGAUAGUGAGACUGAAUAAUAUAAAAUAAAAAGCAGGAUUUUCUUGUGACAGCAGCAAUGUUACUCUACAUUAGGAUUAUUUAACCAACCACUACUUUUGUCAGUAUUUCUGAAUUAAAAUCCUCUUGUUUGCUUUGUUUCUUCUCCUUCCCUCCCUUAGGUCAGUUGAACGUAAUGGGUAUGCAUAAUAUUCAGGUGUCUUUCACUAUAGCAUUGGAUUUUUAGGUUAAAAAAAAACAACAUGCAGUAUAUUUAAAGAGCAAGUGGUACAGUAAUGUAUUUCUAGCUAAGCAUGGUUGCAUUAAUGUGGCAGCUACUGUUUGUGCUUUUUAUUUAAGGUUUUUUUUUGUUUGUUUGUUUGGGUUUUUUUUUUUUUUUUACUGCAUCCCUGCCCUCUACAUAUCUUUCACUUUGAGGGGAGAAGUUACCACGGUGUCUGUAGAUUAUUGGAAGUUGUGGAAUCUGGCACCAGAUUCCCACAGGCUUUUUUUUAUUUUUAUUUUAGUUUUUUAAUACCUGCUGCCUGAAUUCCCAGACACGCUGAGGGAAGUAGAGGAUGAGCGACAGAGCUGAAGUGGAGGAUAAAUGUGUCCAAUUGUCUGUCUGUUUUAGCUCCAUAGCUACAAGGAUGUAUCGAAUGAUGUCUAAAAAAACCCUCAGCCUCCAUUUUCUCUUUUUUUUUUUUUUUGUUUAUAUUUAAUUUUCCUGUGCCAUAUUUCACCAAUUGUUAUUUGGUAACUAAGUUUCUUCCCCCUAAUAAGUGGUGAGCUCUGAGUCCUUGUUAUGUCUUGCUUCCUGUGGAAUCUGUGUUUUCCUAUUGCUGUCCUUUUUUUCCUCUCGUUGUUGACUCUUAUUACCUGUCUGACUUUUUAAGCUUACUGUACCCUACGUGUCUGACUUGGUUUUUGCUCCGUGCCAUUUUGCAUCUCCCUUCGGACACUUCAUUUCUCCAACCUCGGGGAUGCAAAAUGAUGCCUGUCCCCAGUCUUUUUCCACUCUUACCUCGAAUGAACUUUUUUCUCUUGUUUUGUUUUGUUUUGUUUUUUUUCCUCAGUUUGACCUUUGCUACACUCAACACCCUCACCUAAACUGCAGUCUUAUUGAAUUGUAUCAUGAUUGCUGCCAUUUUUGUGUCAGCUGACCCUGUUUAACACUAGAUGUCACUAGUGACAAAGUCAUAAAGUGGCUUCGUAGUAGUUGAAGGCUUUGAGCCAACAUUCAUAGAAGAAUUGGGUAUCGUACCUUGAGCACCUGCACAUUAUGAUCCAAAUAGUCCUUUAAAGUAACAAAACAGGACUCAAGGUGACGCCUCUUAUUUGCUGCACUUAUAAGAGUUUCUGAGCUGUGGACCAACCUGGUCUGUGCAUGCUGUGGUAAUUUCAUUUUUCUCUUCAGAAACUAUAAAGUGCUUUUUGCCUUUUCUUUUAAUAUGAAAUUGCAGUCUAUUUUUUUUGUUUUGUCUUGUGGUUAAACAGAUGAGCAGAAAUUGUUUUAGUUUCAUAUUUAAGUUUAUAUUAGUACAAAGUAACAUCAGUAGCAAAGAAAAACUCAAAUUUGGCCAACCUCAGAGCGGCCAACUUUUCUUUUUUUUUUUUCUCCACACUGAUCUACCAUCCCAUUUAAAAUUUUGACUUUAUCAGUUUUACUUUCCUCACUCAAACUCAUCAAAAUAUGCGUUUGUUAUUUAGUCUGAGAAUAUAGUUUCUGUCUAGGAAUAUUCAGAAAUAUUUGCUUUUUUUUUUUUUUUUUUGCCAGUACAGCAAUUUUAUCCUAAAUAUUAAUAAUAAAAAAAAUAAAUUCUACUCAUUUUUUUUAACCACAAAAAGAAAACCUAUUUUUCUAUCGAAUAUUUAAGGAAAAUCUAAUGACUGUGCUUUUAAGUUUUUAUCUUUAUUGGUUUUUGAUGAGAAUAUCCAAUUACCAGGAGAUGCACGGUGCCAACGCUACAGAGGCAGAUCUACAGAGCCGAGAAACGGGACAACCUUUCUCCCAAGUAUUCCUGCUUUACAGGGAAAGCAAGCAUGUGCCUGCCUAUUUAGUUCGCUCCAUUCCUCGUCUCGUUAUUUUUCAAUUUGCACUGAAGUGAAAAGUUGGAGGUUGGGCAUUUUUGGCGUGUUCUGUGAGGGGGAACGUGUGCAAAGUUGUCUUAAACACGAAUCUUUGACCAUCUCUUUUCGUAAGUCAUCCUGUCCGCUGUAACAUUUCCAGACCUUUAAAAGGUGAAAAAAAGAAAAAAAAACUGUCUAACCUUUUUCCACUUUGACAGUGAAAACACGACCAGAACCAUUCAUUGCUUCCUGCACCCACUUCUCUUCACCUCUUCUCUCCCUUUUUUUUUUUUUUUUUUUUUUCCGCCUUGCAGUUUGAGUCUUAGUUUUUCAUGGGUAUAAGUUACAACACUACUAUCAAAACAAAUAGUAGGCUUUUAAUUGUCCUUGAUGUUCUUGCUGCAGCUUUUUAUUUCUCAGUUUGUCAGAGGUCUCUCUUGGUUUUGAUUUGACACUAAAUGUGAUGCAAAAAGUGGAAAAUUCCUUGUCUUCCAAAAGAAAAAAAAAAAAAAGAAAAAAAGAACAAACACGUGUCCUCGUAUUGCGCUUGGAUCGAGUAAUAGGAACAACCCCAUCUUUGGAAGUUUUUAGUUUGGUACCCAGUUUGCACAUGCUAUGGUAUCUCUGUUACCGUAAGGUUUGUGUUUGAAACUGAAGCCCAACGUCUGUUCAGCGUUGAGAGAAGUGAAUUGUAUGUUAGCUAUUUGGUCCGGAGUGAAGGACCAGCGUCAGGCUUGUGAUAUGAAGUGUAAAUCUGUUUAUUUUAUUUUUUUUUAAAUGUAUUUUUGUUGUUGUUGAGGGUUUUUUUUUUUUUAAGAUCAGUUAGUGAUCUUAGUACUAUAACUAAGCCAAGUUUGUAAUUGUAUAUUUACUGUAAAAUGUAGAACAUUGAAUAACUAUUAAAAUUUUCCUAUAAAAGGAA